Oncorhynchus nerka (sockeye salmon) is the source of this 3040-nucleotide messenger RNA. Its product is annotated as estrogen-related receptor gamma-like. Gene Ontology annotation, cellular component: chromatin; nucleus. Gene Ontology annotation, molecular function: nuclear steroid receptor activity; steroid binding; estrogen response element binding. The transcript is spliced from 9 exons. NCBI's taxonomy places the organism in Eukaryota, Metazoa, Chordata, Actinopteri, Salmoniformes, Salmonidae. Gene Ontology annotation, biological process: regulation of transcription by RNA polymerase II; nuclear receptor-mediated steroid hormone signaling pathway. The record is from RefSeq and is a predicted model, not a curated record. The coding region runs from base 465 to 1778 and encodes 437 amino acids.
UGAGCCACAACAGUUAAGACCUCACUGGCUGGAGUCUCAACACUGCUGUUAGAGGGAAAUUCAGCAAGAGCAUGAGAGACACACAGAUAGAGACCGAGACACACAGAAACAAAGACAGACAGACAGAGAGUGACAGGAAGAGCUAGAGAGACAGAGAGAGGGAGACACUGUUGCUCCAGUGAAAGUGUGUCAGAGAGUGAAACAGAGAUUGAGAAAGACUGAGAAAGAAAAGGAGACAGACAAACUAAAGAAAGAGAGAGAAAGCUCAAAGGGAUCUUUGCUAGUGAGCAGGUUUUCUCCUCAGAGUAUGGUGGCAAAGAGCACAUGGAUUUAGUAGAGCUGUACCUCCCUGAGUGUUUCACCUAUCACUCUGACACUGAUGGCUACUGUGAUAUUGACGGUCAAUUUGAGGUGCAGACCGAGAAUGUCAAGUUGCCAGCCACAACGAAAGACUCCUUGGCAGGAUGUCAGUGAGGGGCUUGGACCCCCCCUGUCCCCCUUCCAUAAAGCAUGAGCCCUCCAGCCCCAGCUCCCAGGGUGACAGUCCAGCCCAACCCAGUCCCGGGGGAUCCUCCUCGGACACCAACUCCAGCUAUGGCCCCCUGGGCAAGGGCCACAACCGCACCAACGGCUUGGACUCACAAGGGCUCUAUGGAAACAAAGCGGGCAUGGGGAACAACGGCACAGCCAACAGGCGGUUGUGUGGUGAGGAUGGCCAAGUGAAGUGUGAGUUCAUGCUGGGUUCUGUGGCUAAGAGGCUGUGUCUGGUGUGUGGAGACGUGGGGUCCGGGUACCACUACGGAGUGGCCUCCUGUGAGGCCUGCAAGGCCUUCUUCAAGAGGACCAUUCAGGGUAACAUCGAGUACAGCUGCCCGGCCACCAGUGAGUGUGAGAUCACCAAGCGGAGGAGGAAGUCGUGUCAGGCCUGUCGCUUCAUGAAGUGUCUGAACGUCGGGAUGAUGAGAGAAGGUGUGCGCCUGGACCGGGUGCGUGGGGGCAGACAGAAGUACAAGAGAAGGAUAGACUCUGAGAACAGCCCCUACCUCAACCCUCAACACGGCCUGCCACAGAAGAGAACAUUUCCUCUAGGUGGUCUGGUAGAGAAUAAGGUGGUCUCUCUCCUGCUGGUGGCUGAACCAGAGAGUAUCUUUGCCAUGCCGGAUCCCACCGUCCCCGACAGUGACAUCAAAGCCCUGACCAUACUGUGUGACCUUGCCGACCGCGAACUGGUGGUCAACAUAGGCUGGGCCAAACACAUCCCUGGUUUCCCCUCACUCUCGCUGGCAGACCAGAUGAGUCUACUGCAGAGCGGUUGGAUGGAGAUUCUGAUCCUGCGCGUGGUGUUUCGCUCGCUGGCCUUGGAGGAUAAACUGGUGUAUGCUGAGGACUACAUCAUGGAUGAGGAGCAGUCCAAACUGGCAGGUGUACUGGACCUAAACAAUGCCAUACUGCAGCUGGUGAAGAAAUACAAAGCCAUGAGAAUAGAAAAAGAGGAAUUUGUUAUUGUCAAGGCCAUUGCGCUGGCUAACUCAGACUCCAUGCAGAUAGAGGACGUGGAGGCAGUCCAGAGGCUCCAGGAUGUGCUCCAUGGGGCCCUGCAGGACUAUGAGAGUGCCCAGCACACAGAGGACCCUCGGCGGGCAGGCAAGAUCAUCAUGACCCUGCCCCUGCUCCGGCAGACGGCUGCCAGGGCCGUCCAGCACUUCUGCAGCAUCAAGCAAGAAGGCCGUGUGCCCAUGCACAAGCUGUUCCUGGAACUGCUGGAAGCCAAGGCCUGACCAGCCAUGUGGGACUAGGAUCACAUAAAGGAAGGAUAGGGUAGUGAUGUCAUAAAGGUCAAAAUUCAUGCAGGGAGUGGUACUUGACAAGGCUAACACAGCCCUGCUCACAAACUCAGGAGGAGAGGAGAGGAGAAGAAAGGAGAGGAGGAAGGACUGACAUCACCUCAGUAACAGGGAUAACUACCUUCCAAGGGAUUUUGAUGGUAGUUAUUGAUAUGUACGUAAACAUUGCUAGUGAAAAGGAAGAAAGACACAAAACUUGAAGAUCCUCUAGGAUUAUUAUUUGUGUGAAACCAGCUCUAAGCCUGUUCAUCUUGCAUUGUAGUGCUUUAAUAACUCUUCUUUUUUUAAAUAAAAAGAACUGUGGACAGUCUUGCCAAAGAAUGGUGUGGGAUACACAGUUAAACAAUGCGGCAAAUGGUCACAAUAAAGAAUGGUGUCCCAUAAGACACAUAACUAGCAGAAGUUAGGGUCACUUGAUAUUACUGAAAUAUUUUCAGGGAAAGACAUGAAGUAAAUUUGACCCACAGAUUAUGAAGGUGAGGGGAGAAAUUGAAAAUGAGAUGUAUUUAUUGUUGGCUUGAUUAUUUUGUUGUUUUGUUUUUUAUUUACCAGUGUGGCAUUAAUGGAAAAUAAGAGGAACAAAUAUAGAUCAUUUUCGUAAGAUUUUUAAGUACUUUUGUUUUAAUAAGUAAAUAAAACAUUUUGUACUAGCUUCACAACUAAACUCAUGGCACUGAUACCUGUACUAUAACAUAGCAUCUAAGGCAAUAUAAUAAUGUACAGUGCAUUGAAACAUUGUAUUUUUUGCAUUGAGUUGUAGAUUACAGAAUUGUGCAAAACACUGCUUUUCUUUCUUAUGAUGAAGAUCUGGUGGUGGUAUUUCAAAUUUGUCUCUGUGUGUUUCUGUUCCAGGAACUAGAAAUGUCUGAAAAUCAUAAAUGUUCAAAUGAAGGGAAACUAAAUUGGUAGGAAUGUUACUACUGACAACUGUCAUGCAUUUAUUUCAGAAGUCCAUUAUUUGCUCCAUCUGUGCACUGUAAUGGAAUAAUCUGUAUAUUUUUGUGACAAAGUAUGUUAUAAAGUGUGAUCCAGCAAUACUGUGUGGAGGGGAUGUAAAUGUAUGUAUUCUGUAGGCCUAUAUAAAGUCCAGCGCCAACAGAGAUGUAACCCAUGUUCAGAUGAGAUGUACGCUACUACUACUACUACUACUACCAUUCUCAGGAUUCUAGGGCAAUAAAGAUGCUUCAAGUUUGAAA